Messenger RNA from Fusarium poae, 1329 nucleotides. RefSeq lists its product as uncharacterized. The transcript is spliced from 3 exons. The record is from RefSeq and is a predicted model, not a curated record. Bases 1 to 1329 code for a protein of 442 amino acids. NCBI's taxonomy places the organism in Eukaryota, Fungi, Ascomycota, Sordariomycetes, Hypocreales, Nectriaceae.
AUGUUCAAACAGCGGCCACGUCGUCAAGAGGCAUAUAGCUCCCGGGUUCAACACACGGGAGAAGAGCCGCCUCGUCCUGAUCGAAGACAACGAAGAAAGAGCCCUACUAGCUCCGAAGAAGGGGCAGACUCUCAACACUCAGAUCCUGCUUCGUCUCCUCCUGAGCCCGAGCAUGACAUCAACAUGAGGUAUCGCCGAAAAGGGCCUUUCAGCUGGCGCAAUGAGAUUUGUCGGUUUUUAGAUGUUUCUCCUGAUGCUCUGGAUGAUGAUGUUAUCAAGGCUAUGGACAAAGCGUCCCAGGUUCUCAAAGAAGCCGAGCAAAUGAAAGCCGCAUAUGAGGCUCGCCUUGGCCCCCCGCGAUACGAAAUACAUCAUGCAGUUCGAUGCGAGCAAUACAGAAUGGAAAACAAAGUAUACCUGGAUGAGCCAUGGGUAGUGGAAGCAGGUCCCAACAAUGCUCACUUACGAGGUAGUCAAGACGUUUCCAACUUGGAACUGCAUCUCGAAAGAAACAAAGAGGUUGUGUUCAUCGUCUACAAGAACUACAGAUGCUGUGGAGAACAAUCCGGCGGCCCCUUUGAAAAUCCUCACGAAUCAGAUGUCAAGAUUGAGGCGAAUUCGCUGCUUAAUGCUGAGUAUAUAUGGAUCAUCUCUCCAGAACUCAAGUCGGCUUUAGAGGAAUUUGCAGAAAUUGCCUUGGCCGGGUUCCCCCAUCCUAAUUUCGGGGAAGAUGAAGCAAUGCGCUAUCCAUAUAUCUGGUGGUUUCAUCGCCGAGCACAAAUUGAUGAGACAUUCGAGGAGUAUCACUUAUCGGCCUGGUCACAGAUGGUUGACGUAAUUCGAAAAUACGUCCUUGAGCGCAUGGCAGAGGAAUGGAAGACAGUUGAUGAGUUACUUGCCAGAAAUGCAAUCUCUCUUCAAUACAUGAACUAUCUAUUUAUUCCCGAUCAAAUCGCUAUCUCGACAGAACAGGGCCGCGGAGUUUCCAAACUUCAAGGUGUGAUAACGAGGGACUGGUAUGACCAAUCUCCAUCUAUUGAAUCUCCAUCAGAAAUAGAUGUCACCUAUUGGACCUUCGAUGGUACAUUCCACAAGGCUUCCAGAGAGGUUUCUAUCAAAGGUCCUCUAGUCAAAACUCUGACAAUGGUGGAGGAGUUCAACAUCACAGAUCUGUCACUCUAUCCUAUCCAGUAUGCAAGCGAUGGUGUUAUCGAUGCACUACGAAAUCGUGGUAAAAUGUUCUGGAAAUGUCGUUUCCGAAAUUAUUGCGCUCUUGUUGAGGAGGAGAGUGAGGGGCUUGAGAAUUCUGUAGGUCUCUCCCCCAACUAA